GGUGGCGGCGCGCCGGCGGCCGGCUUGGGGCUUCGCUUGGAGUCUCGGGUGGCUUGUCCGGAGGGAAGCGGGGAGAGUGCGGCUGACGGAAGAUAACCCAGCUGUGGUCUCCAGAGCCUGCAAUUCAAAGCCACGUCCUUGCUUCUACUCGUGCGCCCCCAGGACCUGCUCCUAAGCUGCAGCUAACCAUGGGGAACCACCUGACCGAGAUGGCGCCCACUGCCUCCUCUUUCUUGCCCCACUUCCAGGCCCUGCAUGUCGUGGUCAUUGGGCUGGACUCGGCUGGGAAGACCUCGCUCCUUUACCGCCUCAAGUUCAAGGAGUUUGUCCAGAGCGUCCCCACCAAAGGCUUCAACACAGAGAAGAUCCGGGUGCCUCUGGGGGGGUCUCGCGGGAUCUCCUUCCAAGUGUGGGAUGUUGGGGGGCAAGAAAAGCUGCGGCCCCUCUGGCGCUCCUACACCCGACGGACGGAUGGGCUGGUGUUUGUGGUGGAUGCUGCGGAGGCUGAGCGCCUGGAGGAGGCCAAGGUGGAGCUGCACCGGAUCAGCCGGGCUUCGGACAACCAGGGAGUGCCUGUGCUGGUGCUGGCCAACAAGCAGGACCAGCCUGGGGCACUGAGCGCAGCAGAGGUUGAGAAGAGGCUUGCGGUUCGAGAGCUUGCAGCAGCCACGCUCACCCAUGUGCAAGGCUGCAGCGCUGUGGAUGGGCUGGGCUUGCAGCCGGGUCUUGAGCGCCUGUAUGAGAUGAUCCUCAAACGGAAGAAGGCUGCCCGGGGAGGCAAGAAGAGACGGUGACCCGAGGCUGUCCCCUCCUCAGCAGUAGGGGUCUGCACACCCGGACAGCCAGGCGGAGCCCCUCACUCAGCUCUGGGGCGCGGGACCGUCCACCUCCAGGAAGGAUCGAGGAGCACGCUGGGCGUCCUGUUUGGUGCAGCGCUGGGAGGGGGUGGGAGAUGGGAUGUUUCUCACAUCCUUCCCUCAUCCUCACCUUCGGAGAAACCGCGGCUGCAAGAUUGGGGAGGCUUAAAUGUCAACUGUGACUCUACCUCGACCCUGUUUCUUCUUUUGCUCCUCUGGCUUUUUGAUUAGAUGUGUUUUGGGGCAAAAGAAGGUUAUUUGGAGAAUUCAUCUGGGAUGAACGAGGGCUAUCUCUCCCCUGACCAACUCCCCCCGCAGCCCCCCCCCCCCCAGCUGGGGUGUCUCCUCAGGCUGCUUUUCUAGGGAUGCUAGUCACAAUAGUCUUUAUUUUUGUGUCCGUGUGAAAGUGCCAAGAACCCCUCCACAUUUGUAGAUCCACAACCAUUUUUAUAAGCUGUGUGUGUCCUCUGUAUUAUUAACUAUUUUUUAGCAUUUGCCUAUAAGUUAUUAAAGCCUGAUGAUGCUGUAGCUCUGA
Messenger RNA from Hyaena hyaena (striped hyena), 1392 nucleotides. RefSeq names its product ADP ribosylation factor like GTPase 4D (gene ARL4D). Gene Ontology annotation, cellular component: cytoplasm. The transcript is spliced from 2 exons. Lineage: Eukaryota; Metazoa; Chordata; Mammalia; Carnivora; Hyaenidae. The coding region runs from base 189 to 794 and encodes 201 amino acids. Gene Ontology annotation, molecular function: GTP binding; GTPase activity. Gene Ontology annotation, biological process: intracellular protein transport; vesicle-mediated transport. The record is from RefSeq and is a predicted model, not a curated record.